AGAGUAAUAAUUUCUGAAUGUACAUUAACCUAAAAAACGCUUAUUUUCAUAUGAGUCUUGAUAAAGUACGUUUCGAUAAAGCUCGGUGAACGAUUGUCUAGAUAUAAGUGAAACAUAACGUUAAAAAGAAAUAUGUUUCAGCCGAAUUUUCGCGUUAAACUCGAUUUAAGUAAAUUUUACAAUGAUGCGCGUCGUUUUUCUUGGAUUUUUGUCGACAGUACAAAUAUGUUUCAAAUUAGUCAUUUAAAACAGCAUAUUACGGAAUUGUUGAAUAUCAAUGAACCAUUCCAUUUAUUACUAAAUGAAAACGAAUAUUUACCACCCAGCGAGAAUAUACGCAUUUUAAAAGAAAAUGAAAUAAUUCUGGUUUCUCCUGGAUCUGGAUUAAAUAGCCACUUUGAUUUAUCUAUAAAUAAUCACUUCGACUCAAUUACAAUUUCACCAAGUGAGAAAAAUAUACAAGAGUUAGAGAAUAGUUUUAGGAGUCCAAAUGAAACUAAAAAUUUAUGUCAAAAGCAAUUAAAAAUAUCAAGUGUCACGAAUAUAUCUCAAAAUGAAAAAUUUGAUAUAUCUACAAAUCUCUUCACAUGUCCAAAAAGAAAACGUGUAAGACAUAGAAAAAAGAAAAUAACAGAUGAAGAAACAGUGAUACAAAAAAAAGAAAAUGAAUUAAACAAACCUAAAAUUAUUAAUUCUUAUAUUAUUCCUUUUGGCAAACAUAUUCGUUUUGAUGAUUUAGAAGAUAAUGAUGAGGAAAGAAAGCCUAAAUGUCAACAAAUAAUGAAUGGAACUAAUACAACUCAUGUAUCACCUUCUCAUGAAUUAGCUAAUUUAUUAUCAUUAAGUAAUAAUUCUACUCCUGUUACUUUUACAAAUAUUAAAAAUACAAAUAUUAAAGUAAAAGAAAUACAGGACCCAUGUGAAAAAGUAGAAUCUCAUGAAAAUAAAAGCAUAGCUUCAACUAAUAAUAUUAAUUUAGAAAAGUUAUUAAAUAUAGAUUUCAAAACAUAUCCAAUUAUGAUAGAAAAACCACAACUUAAGGAUAUUAUUGCAUUUAAGAUGCUCAAAAUUGGAUCAGAUUAUACACCACAAAUAUCAGACUUUAUUGUAGCAGAGAUUUUAUCUUAUUGUCCAGAAACAUCAGUAUAUAUUCUUAAAAUAUUACGAGGUUUAUCUGAAGUGCAAGUACCAAUAGGAAAAUUUACAGUUAUGGAAGAUACAGUAGAACAAACAAUGAAUGAUACAAUUACAUUAAAUUAUGCACAAAUAAUGGAACCUCGAUCUAUAUUUAUACAUAAUACAGAUAAAGAAACUACUUCAAAUAUAGAUCAAACAAUUAUUCCAGAUAUAGAUAAAACAAUUACUCCAGAUAUAGAUAAAACAAUUAUUCCAGAUAUAAAUAAAGCAAUUAAUUGUUAAUUAAAUAUCGAUUAUGUAUUAAAUAAAUAUAUAUAAAUAAAUAUAUAUAUUUUAUAUAUUACAGAUUAAAUAUUUUUAUGUAAAA
Messenger RNA from Apis dorsata (giant honeybee), 1504 nucleotides. Its product is annotated as coilin-like. Gene Ontology annotation, molecular function: U2 snRNA binding; U1 snRNA binding. Bases 133 to 1419 code for a protein of 428 amino acids. The transcript is spliced from 5 exons. Lineage: Eukaryota; Metazoa; Arthropoda; Insecta; Hymenoptera; Apidae. Gene Ontology annotation, cellular component: Cajal body. The record is from RefSeq and is a predicted model, not a curated record. Gene Ontology annotation, biological process: spliceosomal snRNP assembly.